GCCGCGCGCUCGCUCGCUUGCUGCUUACCGGUGCAUGCAUCUGCUCUGCCAUUACGAGGUUGCGACGACGACGACGACGAUGGAGGUGCUUGCCGGCGGCAGGGCGCGGCAGGCCGCGCUGAGCAGGGAGGAGCUGCUCGGCCUCCUCGCCGACUUCUCCGGCGGCGGCGGCGGCGGCGAUGAGUCCGACCGCGAGCUGUCCUUCAGUGACUUCGUCGUGGUCGACACGGCGAAGCUCAGCCCGCGAAGGGAUGGUGGUGGUGGUGAGAGAAUCGGGACAGUCGCGAUGACGACGACGCCGGCGGCGGCGGAGAAAGGUCAGGGGAGGAGGACGACGCCGUCGUCCGAGCAGCAGCAGGGAGCGGCGGCGGCAUCGAAGCAGCAGGCGGAGGCGGCUGCUGCGGCGGCGGCGAGGGAGAGGAGGCUGCGGAGACGGCGGAGCGACAGCAGGGGAAGCUGCGGGGGCAGCGGCGACGGCGUGCUGCUCAACUUCUACGUGCCGGGGCUGCUCACCAGGAGCAUGACGACGCCGCGACCCGCCAGAGGAACGCUUCCUCCCGCCGCCCCCGCCGCCGCCGCGCCGGCGGCUGCCGCCAAAGCUAGGAUAGGCGCGCCUCUGGCCGUCGGAUGCUGGCCGGCGUUGUGGGGCGGCGGCCGCAAGCCGGCGAAACGUGCAGCCGGAGGACGUGACACCAGAGUGCCAGCAGCAUGAGACAAGCAGCACAUCGACGACGAUCGAUCAAUCUGCCACCGCCAUCGCCGGCGCCCGGAGACGAGCAGCAGCAGCAGAGCAGGAGCUUAGGCCUGCUUUCAUCCAUGGCUUUUAAUUAGUUGGGACGUUUCUUUCCUCCUGUAAAUAUAGUCCUCUAGUUUUUUUUUUUUUUGAAGGCUUGGGGUUGGCCUGUGCAUGUAUGUGGACAAAUGGACAUUGGAUGGUGAGUUGAAGUUUUUAUUGCGAAGAUCACGACACAGCAACGAACGGCAGGCGUACGGAUUUGUGCCUGGAUUCACGCCUUCUUCCCACACGUUUUCCCCUUGGUGUAUGGCACAAGUGAGUGAGUGAGUGAAUGAUAGUACAGAGUUCGGAAAAGAAAAACACAAGGCAAGGUCGCCUGCACCUGCCCUAGAAAAAGUUUGGAAGAAAAG
Oryza brachyantha (malo sina) is the source of this 1146-nucleotide messenger RNA. RefSeq lists its product as uncharacterized. The record is from RefSeq and is a predicted model, not a curated record. Lineage: Eukaryota; Viridiplantae; Streptophyta; Magnoliopsida; Poales; Poaceae. Bases 35 to 712 code for a protein of 225 amino acids. The transcript is spliced from 2 exons.